This is a messenger RNA of Cyprinus carpio (common carp), 814 nucleotides long. RefSeq lists its product as uncharacterized. Lineage: Eukaryota; Metazoa; Chordata; Actinopteri; Cypriniformes; Cyprinidae. The coding region runs from base 182 to 814 and encodes 210 amino acids. The record is from RefSeq and is a predicted model, not a curated record. The transcript is spliced from 4 exons.
UAAACAAUAAUUUCUGGUACACUGAUUGUUAUAUUUGGUUCAACAAUUGCAUGCCAGGAUUGACAAAUUAAAAGAACACCACAAUAGGUGUGAAACUCGGUAUGAAUCUACGGCAGAAAAGCGAAACGCUCUUCAAAGACAGCGAACCUUACUCCUACUGCAAUUGGCAAACUUGGAUAAAAUGCUGGGCCCAGAAUCACAUCCAGUCACUCAACCAGCAGAAGAUUCUGUGAUACCCUCACCAACAGACACACAGGUUGCCUUCCAAAACAACAUGGACACAGAUUCCAGCUCUGCAGAAGAUGGGAAUGUGUCCCACUCCAAUCCCAAGUUUAAAAAACAAAUGCUUGGAUAUGAUUCUGAAGACUCACUAAGCAGCAUGGAAAUAACAGAGGAUGAAUAUGUGCCAGGGUCAGAUUGUGAAAGUGAGAUCAGCUCAGAGGGAGGCAGUAUAUUAAAGAAAAAUGCUGCCACCAUGGCCAGUCCUGCUGUUAAAGAUGGAACAAGAAAAACAUACAAGGGACCUAGAAACCGGAACUCUGAAUCUGACACAACUGGGGAAAGCUCCAUAACUUCACUUACAGUCAUGCACAGUCAAAAGACUGACGAUGGAUCUAGAAGAUACACCAAAAAACAUUACUGUCUCUUUUGUGAGAAACCACAAUCCAAAAUCGCCAGGCAUCUGGAACUUGUUCAUGGAGAUCAAUCUGAAGUCGCUAAGGCCAUUUCAUCUCCAAAGAACUCCAAGGAAAGAAAGCUCCAACUGACUAUACUAAGGAAACGGGGACAGAGCACACAAUGUAGAUGUCAUUAG